CUUUGAAGAUAGAUGUUAUCUGGAUGUUGUACACUCCACCUGAACAAGACUAUUAUAGAAAAGACGUAAUGCUCCUUAACACGCAUUGACACUAGCGAAAAUGGAUGAAGAUAAGGCCAGACUUGUACUGGUGGACUACAUAACUUUCGGGUCAGCUAUACUUAUUUCCAUUGCUAUCGGUUUAUAUUUUGCAUUUGCCGGAGGAAAACAGAAAACUACAAAUGAAUAUCUUAUGGGAAAUCGUCACAUGAAGGUACUUCCGGUUGCGCUGUCGCUCAUGGUAACAUUUGAAUCUUCCAUCACCAUGCUUGGAUUUCCCGCGGAAGUGUACGUUCAUGGAAUUAUGUUUUGGUGGGCGUUAUUAGCGUUUAUAUUUUCCAAUUUUAUUGGAGUACUGAUAUGGGUUCCUCUUAUACAUCCACUUAAGGUCACCAGUGUGUAUCAGUAUCUAGAGUUACGAUACCAAUCGCGCGGAAUCCGACUGAUGGGAACUUCAGUGGCGGGUCUUGGAACUAUAUUUUACCUGGGAAUAGUACUAUAUGGUCCUGCUAUUGCUCUAGAUGCAGUAACAGAUUUUCCAAUAUGGGCUUCCAUUGUAUUGGUUGCUGCGGUGUCUGUCCUGUACACUUCUAUAGGUGGUCUCAAGGCUGUGAUCUGGACAGAUGUGUUUCAGUGUCUUGUCAUGCUAAUUGGGAUGUUUUCUGUUAUCAUAAAGGGCACUCUAAGUGCUGGGGGGACAGCAAAGAUGUUUGAAGUUGUUGGUAAUAGUGGAAGACUUAAUUUCUUCAAUUUUGACCCUGACCCGUUUGUGCGUCAUACCUUUUGGAGCCUGUUGAUUGGAUCAAUUAUACGGACAACUGGUCUGGUGUUCAAUCAGUCGUCCGUACAGAGGAUCAGCUCCAUGCCUACACAACGUGCUGCCAACAAAGUUCUUUUAUUUGCUGGCCCUGCCUUCACGUUUACCAUGUCAUUAGCAGCGUUUGAGGGAAUCAUCGCCUACGCUUACUUUCAUUCUAAAGGAUGUGAUCCGUUAGCGUCUAAACAAAUCACCAAUUCAAACCAGGUGAUUCCUUUCAUGGUGCUGGACAUUUUCAAAACUCUGCCAGGCAUGUCUGGUCUCUUCUUGGCCUCGCUAUUUAGUGCGUCUCUAAGCACACUAUCAUCUGGGCUAGCAAGUCUGUCUGCUCAACUGACGGAAGACUUUAUAAAACCUACAUUUAAAAGUUUGACAGAUGUCAAAAUAACAAUUAUAGCAAAGCUUUCAGUUGUUGUGUUUGGAAUGGCAGCUGUCGGAGUGUCCUUCAUGAUAGUCAACAUUGAGGGUCCCAUCACUCAGGUGACUUUCAGCAUUCUUUCAGCGUUCACUGCGCCGUUGACGGGUUUGAUGUUUUAUUCAGCAUAUUUUCCGAGAGCCACUAAAAAGGGUGCUGUGGCCGGAGUUGUCAGUAGUAUGACGUUUAUAUUCUGGAUAUCGAUGGGUCAGAGUUUCUCAACGACUCUGAAGAAGACACCGUAUCUGCCCGCGGGUCCGACAGAUCAGUGUGCAGCUUUUGGAGAGAAUAGCACAAGCUUACUAAACACCACAUACCUUUACUCGUCGACCGAACCAACAAUUACUCCGACAUCAGUUUUCUCAGGAUUCCGUGAAAAUGAAGGACUUGAUAGGCUGUAUGCUAUUUCCUACCAAUGGUUAAGUACCUUGGGUAUAUUCCUCUUCCUUGUCAUUGGAUCGCUCGUCAGUUACGUCACAGGUCGCCCAAACCCAGCAGAAGUGGAUGUUCGAUUUAUUCUACCAAUAAUAGAUCACCUAUUUCCCUUCCUCCCAAAACGUUUCAGGAAAUGGUGCUAUGGCGGUGCACCAUUUGAAAAGCGACAACAACUCCUAGAUAACAUGGACAAAGGUAUCAUGGACCAGGAGGUAGAUUUUAUCAGUAUCGUAGACACAGAGAAGGAAACCAAUGUUAAGGCAUUCAAAGAGGAUGAUAUAAACACGGCUCACCUAUAACUUGACAAUUUGCGUCAAAACAUUAUCUUUUGACAUCCCUUUCUUUGAAGAGAAGUACACGUCCUCUGAUGACCUUAAGUAUAA
Molecule: messenger RNA, 2089 nt
Organism: Mizuhopecten yessoensis (Yesso scallop)
Lineage: Eukaryota; Metazoa; Mollusca; Bivalvia; Pectinida; Pectinidae
Product: sodium-coupled monocarboxylate transporter 1-like
Exons: 17
Coding region: 101-2005 (634 amino acids)
Biological process (GO): sodium ion transport; transmembrane transport
Cellular component (GO): membrane
Molecular function (GO): symporter activity
Source: RefSeq, a predicted model, not a curated record